Messenger RNA from Rhinolophus ferrumequinum (greater horseshoe bat), 2137 nucleotides. RefSeq names its product insulin like growth factor binding protein 4 (gene IGFBP4). Lineage: Eukaryota; Metazoa; Chordata; Mammalia; Chiroptera; Rhinolophidae. Gene Ontology annotation, molecular function: insulin-like growth factor II binding; insulin-like growth factor I binding. Gene Ontology annotation, cellular component: extracellular region. The coding region runs from base 299 to 1075 and encodes 258 amino acids. The transcript has 4 exons. The record is from RefSeq and is a predicted model, not a curated record. Gene Ontology annotation, biological process: regulation of insulin-like growth factor receptor signaling pathway.
UCCGCGGGAGCCGGUCCGGGGCAGCCGCUCAGCCCCCUGUGCCCCCGCCGCCCGCCUCCUGGGCUCAGCCGAGGAUGCGGCGCAGCGCCUCGGCAGCCAGGCUCGCUCCCCUGCAUCCUGCUUGCUAACUUCCCUGGUUUCGUCCCUGUCCGCCAGCGGGACCGCCCGGUCUCCACGCGCUCUCCGGGUCGGGUCCUCCAGGCGCGCCGGGUGCUGCCCCUGUGUGCCCCCUGCUGCCAGCCCGCGUGCCCUCACUCUCCGCCCGCGCCCCGCGCCGGUGCGGCGUCCUCGCCCGGUCAUGCUGUCCCUCUGCCUCGUGGCCGCGCUGCUGCUGGCCUCCGGGCCCGGGCCGAGCCUGGGCGACGAAGCCAUCCACUGCCCGCCCUGCUCCGAAGAGAAGCUGGCGCGCUGCCGCCCCCCCGUGGGUUGCGAGGAGCUGGUGCGGGAGCCCGGCUGCGGCUGUUGCGCCACUUGCGCCCUGGGCAAGGGGAUGCCCUGCGGGGUGUAUACCCCCCGCUGCGGCUCGGGCCUGCGCUGCUACCCGCCCCGGGGGGUGGAGAAGCCCCUGCAUACGCUGAUGCACGGGCAAGGCGUGUGCAUGGAGCUGGCGGAGAUCGAGGCGAUCCAGGAAAGCCUGCAGCCCUCUGACAAGGAUGAGGGUGAUCACCCCAACAACAGCUUCAGCCCUUGCAGCGCCCAUGACCGCAGGUGCCUGCAGAAGCACUUCGCCAAAAUUCGAGACCGGACCAUGAGUGGAGGCAAGAUGAAAGUCAUCGGGGUGCCCCGAGAGGAGACUCGGCCUAUGCCGCAGGGCUCCUGCCAGAGCGAGCUGCACCGGGCGUUGGAGCGGCUGGCCGCCUCACAGAGCCGCACCCACGAGGACCUCUACAUCAUUCCCAUCCCCAACUGCGACCGCAAUGGCAACUUCCACCCCAAGCAGUGCCACCCAGCCCUGGAUGGGCAGCGCGGCAAGUGCUGGUGUGUGGACCGGAAGACAGGGGUGAAGCUUCCGGGGGACCUGGAGCCGAAGGGGGAGCUGGACUGCCACCAGUUGGCGGACAGCUUCCGAGAGUGAGCCCUACCGUCGGCAGGGGGCUCAGUGCCCCCUGCCACCCCUUCCCCUGGGGGCUGCAGAGCUGACCUGGGGCCUGGGUCUGAGUCCUAGCUCUGCCUCUGGCCCAGAAGUUUCCCUCGGGUGUUUGUUUGUGUGUGUGUGUAUGUGUGUGUUUAUGAGCAUGGGUGUGCCCUUGGGGUGAGCCGGAGCCUAGGGGUGUCCUCUUUGGGCUUAGAUAGCCCGAGAGGUCCGAGAAUAGCAGCGGGGAGCCCUGGUAUAUUUCCAGAUUGAUCCUGGAUUCAUUCAUUCAUUCCGCCAUCUGAAAACAUUGAUUGACCACAUACUACAUGCCAGCUCUAGUUUUCAGCACGGGGCUCGUAUUCUGAUUUCCUCUGAUUUGAACAUGUGGAGCCACUCCUACAAGUCUGUGGGAGAAGUCUCAUUCCCAUAAUUAGAGGAAUGGCCUCCCGUCAACAUGGACCGUCACCACUGUCCCUCUCAAUCUAGUCAGAAAGUGGAGGCCACAGGGAGGGUGUGGGGAAGCAGAUGGGUCAGUGGUCAAAGCUAAGGCCCGCCAAGCUCCCCGCUCUCCCUCCCCAGGUCCCUGCAGGGGCAAGGAGCUGCAGAGAUAAGCCUGCCUUUGGGUUGUGUGUAGUGCCCUCUGCUUGGUUGCCUGACACCUGAGACCCUGCGAGGGGGAUGGGAGAGGGUCAGAGGAGGGCCUGUAGGACAGAGGGCUGGGGCUGUGCAGUGCAUCUCGGAGUGGUCAGGGUCAGAGGAAAGAAUGCGUGAGCGGACUGCAUGUGCCUGAUGGAGAAAAGGGCCGGCGUGCUGUGGGCCGAGGGACUUCCUUCCAUCUGUGGUCAGAGCCAUGACAUCACCAGGAGGACUCCAUCCUUCAGUGGCUUACAGCCUGUGGCUCUGCCUCCCUCCCUACACCUCCUUCUCCCACAUCUCCCUCCCCUACACUUCCCUACCCCCUGGGCAUUUUCUGGCUUGACUGGAUGAAAGGAGACUUAGGGACCUAUCAGUUGGCCAUGAUGUCUUGUCUUGUCUUGUCUUUUUUUUUUUUUUUUUUUUUUA